Caenorhabditis angaria is the source of this 381-nucleotide messenger RNA. The record is from the annotation of a GenBank genome assembly. Lineage: Eukaryota; Metazoa; Nematoda; Chromadorea; Rhabditida; Rhabditidae.
AUGCGAUUCAACACAACAUUCCACUGCAAUCUCAACAUUUUCGCAAGAUCUCCAAGUUUCUCCAUAAGUUUCCGGGAUAAGGAUAAAUAUAGUGCGGCCGAUCCGAUAACCUAUAUUUUUUACCGAAUGUUUGAGACCAACAAAUUUCACGAGGUUUUCGAUGGUGCAAUUCAUAAUGAUGAAUUUGGCUCGAAAAACUAUUGGAUUUAUAUGUGGCUUAGACAUGAUUGUUUCAACGAUGGAAAGUUUCAAAGAUUUUACAUUGGAUUGAGUGAACCUUGCCCUCUUGAUAAAAAUUGUCAUUAUGACAUCAAUCUUGAUUUAACUAAUUAUAUUAACAAACCUUGGGGUUAUUUGGUUAAGAACAGUUAUUUUUAUUGA